CUAAUGAAAUGCGUGAGUCCAAUCCUUUGCUUAAUGGGUCUACCGAUUUUCAAGAUCUAUUAAUGUGCGAUUCCUACAUCGAUGAUAUUAUGACCACGAUUAAUAAUCUUUCUACCGCUCAAUUGUCGACUGUAACUUUACCCGAGUUUGAAACUCAAGUUCAAUCAAUGUUCGUCGACAAUAAUACAAAGAGCUCUUCAUCUUCUCGAUCUGGCGAUUUGUCAUUGAAUGAUUUUCAAUAUCCAGUUCCCUCUGACAUGCCUUCCUUGGAUUCUCAAAAGCCUCUCCCAUAUUUACCAAACUCUAUCACUCUUGAUAAUUUCUAUCCAGAGUCUUUGCAUAAUUCUCUGAAUUCUAGCAAAAACUCUACAAAAGAUAUCCGUUCUCAAGAAACAUUUCUAUUCUCUUCAAACUCUGCUAACAUCAGUUUUUCAGAGCCUCUAUUCUAUUCACCAAUUCCUAGCGAAGUCUCUACUGAAGACAUCAGUUCUCUAGAUAAUCUUUCUCCAUUAACUUAUACUUUCUUUCAAGAUUCAAAUGUUCCUCCAAUUAACUCUGCAUUGGCCGACUUUGGCAGUUAUUCUUCUUCAAUAGAAGAUACAAUUGACACACAUGAUGCUCUAUUAUCUCCAAAUCUUGAUCUCCGAAACAUACAGUCUGAAAAUAGUAAAAAACGCGUUUCCAUUGGAUAUGACUCGAUUUCUUUUGAUGAAUCCUUAAAAAAGAAACGUAAAGGUACAAACGGAACUGUUAGAUUCGUAAAAAAAACAAAUACUUACCUAAAAUCCACAAAAAAGAUCGGCUCUUCUAUCAAACAUGAAACAAAUUCUAAUAUCAAUGCUACAUUUGAUGAAAAAGGUUCUUUGACAUCAAAUACACGUUUAAAAUCUUCUGUGAUUGAUAUGAAUACUGUUAAAGUGACGUUGACUUCUUUGUCUGAUACCACGAAUCGAAGCGUCGAAUCUUUUAAUACUAACCUUAUCAAAGACAAGCUUUCUAACAAAAAUAAUACAGCGUGUGAUGAAAACCCAUUUUCCAAUUCGAAAUUACCAGUACCUUGUCUCAAGUCUUCGACUACAACCUCUCAAUCACAAACAAACUCGAAAAAGCAACCAAAUAAGCCAAAAAAAGUUGCUCACAAUGUAAUUGAACGUCGUUAUCGAAAUAACAUUAAUGAACGAAUCAAUGACUUAAAAAAUGUGGUUCCUGCACUUUGCCACUUAAAAAAUAAAGAUGAUGACGUAAUUGAAGAAGUUGAUGGCAUUCCAGCCGCUACGAAAACAAAUAAAGCUACUAUUUUGAGAAAAGCAACCGAAUAUAUUGUACAUCUAAAAAAGAAUAACUUCGAUCUCAAAUGUGAAAAUGUCAUUUUAAAAAAGAUUAUUGCAGCUACCCCUGGUGGUACUGAUUUAUAUGGUGCUUAUCUCAAAAAUAUUGAAAACGAGAUAGAUACUCCGCCAGAUACACCUAUUUUUGAGAUUGAUCAUUCUUCUGUUCCACAUCAAUCGACUCCUCCUUCUGGAAAUGCUGGUUCAAGAGUAUUGAUGUCUUCGUUCAUGUGCAUGACUUUUCUUACGGAUCUAUUGAAAUACGUCCAAUCGGUUUCACAUCAUCACCAUGAUGAAGGGCGUGUUAUUGCUAAUAACAAUAAUGAAUCUGUAGCUCCAGAUGGAAUUCAUAAUUCACGAGGUGGUAUAGCGAUUGAUAUUUGGUAUUUGGCCAGGAUCAUUUCCUUUCUUAUAUGUUUUACUUAUAUCAUCUGGCCAUCCUUGUUUUCAAUCAAAGUACAACAUACCCAUAAAUCUGUUAUCAUUUCUCGUUUAACUUCCAAGGCUAAAUAUGCAACGGAGCUUUACUCAUCUCUAUCAUCCCUUUCGAAUAUUUCGUCAAUGAACACUUUGGGAUUUGCGGCUGGUCUUUUUAUCGAAUCUUUAAAAUUAUUUUUAAGAAAAUUUUUGAGGUUGAAAAUGUUUUGUGGUUGUGUUAAUGUAGACACUGAUGAAAGGUUGUUAGAGGUUGAAUUAUGGAACAGACUUGGUGAAGCAGAAUUAUGUGGUGGAAACAAAUGUGCAACUCGUCUUUCGAUCUUAUACACAUGCCUUCGAACGAUUAACCUUUUGGAAAGUUAUUAUGCUUGUUAUAGGAAUAAGCGCAUCAGUCCUGCUCGUAUAUAUGCAAAUGCCGCAUUACAAUGUUAUGUUGGUCUUCGUUCAGUUCCCUUUUUACGCCGUAGAGCUGUAUCUCAUUUCUGGAAACAGGCUAUUAAAGAAAAAGGUUGUUUCAGUUCUGAAGAUAAAUGGCUUGAAAUCGCACUUGUUAGCGAUCAAAAUAAUGACAUUUUGGAAAAUGUAGCAAAUAAGCUCAAUGAUCAUGUUUUUCAUUCAUCAAAAAGCGAAAAAACUCUUAAACCUAUAAUUAGCACAACUAUUCCACUUGUUUAUGUUUCCGAAGUUCAAGCUCUUUUCCAUAUCAAGGAAGCCUUUUAUAAUCUUAUUUCUGAACGACAUGACAUGAUUAAGAUUCAAAAGAAAAGCAAAUUUACUUUUUCCGAACUUCACA
This is a messenger RNA of Dentiscutata erythropus, 2559 nucleotides long. Lineage: Eukaryota; Fungi; Glomeromycota; Glomeromycetes; Diversisporales; Gigasporaceae. The record is from the annotation of a GenBank genome assembly.